AUGCUUGCUCGUCUUACCCUCGUCCUUGUCUUCUUGAUGACUGCGUCAGGCCAGCGCCCGACGAACGAUAAAUGCUCUCCUUCAUGCACCCUCGAUUUCAACCCCGUGUGCGGCUCGGAUGGCGUCACCCACUUCAACCCCUGCACCUUUGAAUUUGCUCAAUGCAACAACUCCAACCUGACCCUUCAUGCCCGUGGGGAGUGCGACCCAGCAUUCGUGAAGAAGGUAGUAUGCGCUGGUGAUCGUGUAUGCACCCACGAGUUCAAACCCGUGUGCGGCUCGGAUGGCGUCACCUACGACAACCGCUGCACCUUUAAAUUUGCUCAAUGCGACAACCCCAACCUGACCCUUCAUGCACGUGGGGAGUGCAACCCAGCAUACGUGAAGAAGAUAGUAUGCGCUGGUGAUCGUGUAUGCACCCGCGAGCUCGACCCCGUGUGCGGCUCGGAUGACGUCACCUACUUCAACCCCUGCACCUUUAAAUUUGCUCAAUGCAACAACCCCAACCUGACCCUUCAUGCCCGUGGGCGAUGCGACGCAACAAAAUGCUGA
Messenger RNA from Aphanomyces astaci, 552 nucleotides. RefSeq lists its product as hypothetical. The record is from RefSeq and is a predicted model, not a curated record. Gene Ontology annotation, molecular function: protein binding. Lineage: Eukaryota; Oomycota; Saprolegniomycetes; Saprolegniales; Verrucalvaceae. Bases 1 to 552 code for a protein of 183 amino acids. The transcript has a single exon.